AAACCUCUCUUUCUCUCUCUUCUUCACAGUCCCCGUCUCUCUCUACAACAAUCACCAGCACUAGGAAAACCCCUCUUCUCUCUCCUCGCGGGACGCUAGGGUUUCUCCAAACCCCGCACUCAAAUUGUACCCAUUGGACGACGAAUCGAUUCUCCAAGCUGCUUUUUUCUUCUUCUCCUGGAGCUCCUCUAUCAGCUGAUACAAAUUUCUUCGCUCGCCGUGAAGGAUCAAAUUUGGGUUCGUGAAGGAUCGAAUUUUCGCUCGGAUUCGGGCCGGAUUAUCCAGGUCAAAGUUUCUGGGAGAUUACAAUGGUUGGAGUAGAGGAGAACCGUUAUUGAGGAUUAAUCAACUUCGAGCUGUUACCAAUGGAUUCCUCUAUUAAGAUCAACUCAAUAUCCGUAGAUCUUGCAGGCACCACCAAUGAGGUUGACACGGGGAAAUGCGAGCAUUUCUCCAUACGUGGGUUCGUAGCUGAGAUCCGUCAGAGAGACCUUGGAAAAUGUUGGCCAUUUUCAGUGGAUGGUGCUGAUUUGGAGGACAAUAGCUAUCCUCUCCCUUCUUUAUCUGUUCCAAGAUCUAGGUGGUGGCGUUGUACUAAUUGCCUCAAAGAUAUCGAUGCCGAAGGGAUGAAUGGCAGUGGUUGUCAGCUUUAUUCAAAUUCAAGAGCUCUUAGGGAGAAAAAGGUCGUCGAUGCUAAUUUGCCGAUUAUCCUUAGUAAAGGCGAUUGGAAUUCUCUGACCAGCGCCAACAAGAAAGAAAGGAAAGCUGAUACUGCAGGUAAAAUCACUGAUGGGAAUGCGAAAGUAAAUCAUGAUGAAAGAUGUCGAACGGAAAAUCGGACAGCUACAUUGCUCAAGAAAGCACGACGUAGAUCUGCGGAUGCUGCUACUGUUGGGAGGAAGAGCAGAAAGCUUGCCAAUCCAGAGCAGGCCAUUAAGAAAUCUAAAGAAAAGGUUAACGCUUCGGUGGAUAUUAAUCGGAAAGAGAACACUGAGGAUACGAAUGGUCAAUUUGGGGAGGCUCUGACAACCUUUGGCUCAUCUGAGAUAGCUGGUGUGGUUGAGGAUACGCCCAAGGCAAUCAAGAAUCAUAAAGGCAGCCGUGUUUUGAUGGAAGAUGAAUGUGAUAAUGUGUCAUCAGAAAGUGCAAUCAUGGUGAAGAAUCUUCUCGAUCAGAACCCUGAUUAUAUGAGUGGUUUGCAGCGUAGGAAAGCUCGAAAGGUUCGUCUGCUCAGCGAGUUAUUGGGUAAAUCCAGCACAAAGAAUGGUAAUGAUGUUGGAAAUGAAGAGUCUCCAUCCAAGAAGGAAUCAGUCAGAGGUAGAAAAAGAAAAUCAUCUGGAGAUGAAGAAUGGCGACCUCCUGAGAUGGCGACACCUGAAAAUAAUUACGCCAACAGGAAAUUAAGUACAAUUGGCAAAAAUUCUGAAAACUCCUCCCAGAGUUGUGACUCUGAAGGCAAUGUGCUGUCUGCCUUAGGCUCACAACCAAGUGUGGAGAGUCAAUCUACUGACAGCGGAUUUGACAAAGAUCCUAUUAAGGGUAAGCAGAAAAACAGAAGGUUUCAGGUGGUUGACGAGCAUUUGCCUGCAGUUUCUCGGGAAAAUUCGCAGAAGAGUUUCCAGGAAAACGGUGAAAGCUCACCUAAUUGCAACACUGGCAAGAAUAAUUUCCCCACUCCUGUUCGUUCUUCAUUUACAGGUAAAGAGUCGGUUCCUUGCCCUCUGCGUACUCAGAGAACAGAGAGAAAGCCUAGUUUAGUCAAGAAGAAGAGCAAGAAGUCCACAAUUGACAACAAUCGGAGUACCAUGAUCGGUUUUGGUGACAGCAUGACUGGAGCAAAUCAAAUAGAAACAAGAAAACCAGAAGUGUUGCAUAUUAGAGACAUAAACGCAGUUUCCCAGACUACUCGAGAUGUGUCAAAUGGGAAAGGGCCUGACCUUUCACUGGACAAAACUUUGGUUUCAGAUGGAUAUGUUAGAAAAUAUAUUCCGCAGCUUGAUCAAAGGCCGGUCUUUUCAUUGCCUUUGCAAAACAUACAUCACCGAGACGAUCAUGUGAGACAGAAAGAAGCAGAGACAAACCAUUUUCGAGAUUUCCCUUCCCCUUCUAAAUCCAAUACGGAUGGAUGUGGUGGAACUCAGGUUUAUAUUGAUCUCAGCUGCAAUAGCAAUUCCAAUAGAGUGCCUUUCCUGCAUGAGAAUCUAAGGCAAACCCCUUCUACAGAAGUUGAUCACCCUCUUGCGCCGCAAAAGGAUACUUCUGGUGCAUACGAUAAAGGGAAGGGAGUUCUUAUCCAAAGCGAUAAUAGAAAGGAGAAGACACCGGACCAUAUAGAUGAUAUUCCAAUGGAAAUAGUUGAGCUCAUGGCCAAAAACCAAUACGAAAGGUGUCUGCCUGACAAAGAAGAAGACACCAUGAAGAAUAACAAACAGCCAUUGCAAACAAAGGCCGGCAAAAAGAAUGGAUUGCUGAUUGAUCUCAAUCAAACCUAUGAAAAUGUUGUUUCACUGGAAGACAACACAUUGAGGAAACCAAAACCUCGCAGUAAGAAUGCGAGCAAGGAAGACGCGACUAAAGGAGAACAUUUUUCCUCUGUGAAGCCAAACUCUGUGGAUUUUUUCCCGAUAAGUCAGUUUGGUCACCCUUAUGUGCCUUCUGGGUUGGGGAUAUUUCCUCUUACCCGAGAGAAACCAUUGAACUCCAUCCAGUUUUCUGGUUCAGGAUCUAGUGGGCAGAGCAUUAAUAGUUGUCAGUGGCUGGGGAAUCUGCCAACUGUGGCUAGUCAGAGCCCAUCCCCUUCCCCGUUUCGGGUAUUUCGUCCAUGUAACACAUGCCAGAGUGUUCCACAUCCGUAUAGAGAAGCUUCCCAUCCUAUGUGGCCGUCUUCUAUGGUACCACAGAAUCAAACGCCUGUUUCUUUCAACAUGACUCGGAAGUUUGUGGAUCAGCCAACCAGGCGGGAUAUGCUUUCACGGGGUUCCAACAGCGAUAUGAAUUCGUGGAACCUUAACUUUCUUGAUAAUGGAAAGCAAAAACGUGGGCCUGAUUCGGAAUUCUCAUUCCGUUGCAAACAUAGUGGGAACGAUAGCAGAUCCUUAGACCCUUAUGCUAAUGAGAGCAGUAUACCGGCAAUGCACCUACUCAGCCUUAUGGAUCCACGGCUGAGGUCAAACACUCUCGUUGACCUCCCCGGAAACCCUGAACUCCCGAAAAGACCUUUUCCGCAAGGUCACCAAUCAAAGGAAUUUAUGGGCCUCCAACCAGGGGACUGUAGUAAGAGACCCAGCUCAACAAAAAAGCUGUCCUUUGAUUUUUACAGCAAGAGACCGGCAGGUGAGACCCUCCGAGAAAAUUUUCCCGUCAUUUCAGCAGUUGGCACGUCUUCAUUAUCGUUUCAAAGUGAUAAGAGUGUCGCCAGAGGUGCUGAUUUUACGGUCCAAGGUCCAUGGUAUACAAAAGAUGUCGUUUCACCUAUUCACAGCAGUCAUCAAAAGUCCUUCUUUACAAGCAGCUGUGACCCGGGAAAAUUCCAGCUUCUUGGGGCAUCGGAUUCUAUGAUGCUCCCUCUGAAAUUUCACACAACAGACUAUGCCAAGAAAACCAAGGCAAAAACACAGAGCUGCAAUGCCUCUGCAUUGCCACCAAAGAGCAAUUCUGGUCCUAUUAUGUGCAGUAUGAAUAGAAACCCAGCUGAUUUCACCAUUCCUGAACCUGGAAACAUUUACAUGAUAAAGGGUGAAGACCUGAAGUUCAGAAAACGUGGAAGCUCGAAGAAGAAACCGAGCUUGUCUAAACAGGAUGAUGCAUUGAAGCAAAACAGGACGCCUGUUCGUCCAGCCACUGAAAAUGCGUGAUAUAUAUACAAGUUAGGAGUAUGCAGUAUGGAACAGAUACAGGUGAAAUUAGAAGACUAGCACAGAUGAUGAAGAGGGGUUUCCGCCAGCCGAUGAUAACGGACGGGGGGAGGGGCUUUCAGAUAAGAGGGAAGCACCUAAUGCCCCUCCCUCGCUCGGCCCUUGUCGGGUGGAAAACAUUAAAAACAAAAAAUCCGUUUAGACAAUAACAGUAAGAGCUUUCCUCUGUUCGUGUCCUUGACUGUGGUUUCUUGUUAUUUACAGUUUAGAUGUCUGUACUGUUGUUGUUGUUUUGUUUUGUUUUGUUUUGAGUCCACAUGAUGUAUCAUGAGGAAUUGUAAUCCAAACCUUUUUCCCACAGGUUUUGAUAAAACACUAAUAAUAAUAAUAAU
This is a messenger RNA of Tarenaya hassleriana, 4246 nucleotides long. Its product is annotated as protein EMBRYONIC FLOWER 1-like. The transcript has 8 exons. The coding region runs from base 366 to 3854 and encodes 1162 amino acids. Gene Ontology annotation, biological process: negative regulation of DNA-templated transcription; shoot system development; negative regulation of flower development. The record is from RefSeq and is a predicted model, not a curated record. NCBI's taxonomy places the organism in Eukaryota, Viridiplantae, Streptophyta, Magnoliopsida, Brassicales, Cleomaceae.